AUGGGACACCUGCCCUACCCACUAAUGAGGGCCGCAGCCGACAUCGCUCCCCGAAUGUCCAGAGAUGACUGUAUUGCUUUGAUGCGCUGUGGCUUGGAAGUGGCCUCCUGUAGUAGGCCAAUGCCAGACACAACCAAAGGUGUCACUUGGCUUGAUCUUAACCUAGAGCGCGUCCGGGACGAGUCGCUGCCAUACUCUGGGACUUGUGCUGAGACAGAACACCACGGCAGGAAAGCGGCCGAGGAAGCCGCAGCCUCACAGACCCGCAGCCGAAGGGGGAAGGGAGCAGGGCCUGCAGCCCUCCUCCAGGACGUGUCCCCAGCCACGCCCGCCCUGUCGGGGACGCACCGGCCACCCUCCCGAGCUGGCGGCCCUGUGGGGAGCUCCAUGCGAGGGUCUGGAUUUCAGGUCCGGUCUGACCGGGACAAGUUCGUCAUCUUCCUGGAUGUGAAGCACUUCUCCCCUGAGGACCUCACUGUGAAGGUGCUGGAGGACUUCGUGGAGAUCCACGGCAAGCACAACGAGAGACAGGACGACCACGGCUACAUCUCCCGGGAGUUCCACCGCCGCUACCGCCUCCCUUCCAACGUGGACCAGUCGGCCCUGUCCUGCUCCCUGUCCGUGGACGGCAUGCUGACCUUCUCUGGUCCCAAAGUCCAGUCGGGUCUGGACGCUGGCCACAGCGAGCGGGCCAUCCCCGUGUCUCGGGAGGAGAAGCCCAGCUCGGCGCCCUCGUCCUAAGUCGCUGUGGGCUCGGCUGCCGCUGCGGCCCUGACCC
This is a messenger RNA of Dipodomys ordii (Ord's kangaroo rat), 778 nucleotides long. RefSeq names its product crystallin, alpha A (gene Cryaa). The transcript has 4 exons. The coding region runs from base 1 to 741 and encodes 246 amino acids. Gene Ontology annotation, molecular function: protein folding chaperone. Gene Ontology annotation, biological process: response to heat; protein refolding; lens development in camera-type eye. The record is from RefSeq and is a predicted model, not a curated record. NCBI's taxonomy places the organism in Eukaryota, Metazoa, Chordata, Mammalia, Rodentia, Heteromyidae.